ACUGGGAUGUUUAUAGACUGCCUCUUGGCGAGAAAUGUAAAUAAUAUGUACGGCUAUGAUGCUUAGGUUAGCAACAUACAGGAAAGAGUUACUACGAACUGGCCACAAUAUAAUCAUGAGUUCCUCUGCCCACACCUUCGUCAUGGAUGAUUUUGCCAUGCGCCAAUUUGAUGACCCCAACUAUACCGGUACACGAAUCAAAUUCGAUCCAUCUGAGUUUGAAGCCAAGGUGAAUGAAUUUUACACAUCUGGUGAAGCAACACUUAAGGAUGGGUAUGCACCGUUUUGCAAGCACUUGUUUAUACCAAAUUUCUGCGGGGUCAAGUGUGGAUACGCACGAAUUACAGCCGAUAACCGGAGCCUGCUCCAGACAGAGUAUGAGGCUCGUAGUGAAAAGGAGCUUCCAGUGCUAGUCCGGUUUUUCAAAACCGAGGAUGUGACCGCGCCAGACGCAACGCACCUGGACAUUAUACUUUACAGUAAAGAGCAGAUCAUCAAGGAGAACGAGGCCAUGGGCAAUCCCGGUAAGAUUAUGAGCGCGCCCUGGGGCAUUAUAUCCGUGAAGGGUCAGACGAAAGAUUACGAACUGCCUAUGCAGCCUAUAACGAUGCUCAGGAAUGCACUUGGACGCGACGAGGGUGGUAGCGGCGUGAAGCUUGAACGUGAGAAAUAUUCAGAGUCGGUCAACUUCUGGAAGGAACAUGCAUCCUUCAAAUGAGUAUAAAACUUAAUACAGUCCAAUGCCAUAUCACAGGAAACCUGUAACACAUCAAAAAAAAAAUUAUACUAACUUUACAG
Sphaeroforma arctica JP610 is the source of this 798-nucleotide messenger RNA. RefSeq lists its product as hypothetical. The record is from RefSeq and is a predicted model, not a curated record. The transcript has 6 exons. Lineage: Eukaryota; Ichthyosporea; Ichthyophonida. The coding region runs from base 56 to 718 and encodes 220 amino acids.